Messenger RNA from Symbiodinium necroappetens, 3864 nucleotides. The record is from the annotation of a GenBank genome assembly. Lineage: Eukaryota; Dinophyceae; Suessiales; Symbiodiniaceae.
AUGUCCGCAAGCAUGGCAUGGUUGGUGAUCUUGGCCGUUCUCUUCCCGGUUCAGACAGGCGCGUCGUGCCUGCCAGAGGCCAUUAACAUCAGCCAGCGGAAGUACUUGACGAAUGUCAACGGUGAGUCCUACCCCAUCGGCAUGUGGAUCGGUGACUGGGAUGCAUCCUUCCUCACAACCCACCUACUGAGGAUCAUCAUCGAGGAACGGAUGGGCUUCCACGCUGAGGCGACGGGUCCUGGUCCUGACACUUUGAGUGGCUUCUACGCGCUGCUUGGCUGUAAGGCGCCUAGCAACAGCAGCGACAGGGGAUGUGGUCAACCAGUCACCUACAACCACAUCAAUCUCGAGGCAUGGUCGGAAGGCUAUCAGAGUGAGUGGAAACUCAUCCAACGUCAAUAUGCCUCCAUGGCUCCUUUGGACGUGGGCAGCAUGGGUUACGAUGGCAGCGUUUCAUUUUACAUCCGGCAAACGGUGCGGAGCCACGCGUACCACGAGGAUGGCACUGUGCUGGACUUCUACCGAGGAUGGAACAUGUCGUGGAGCCAGCCGUCGAGGUACUUCGAUGACCUCGCUUCUAUAAACCGUAGCUUGAUCGUGCCUUGUGCACAAACUCGCUUCAUGGCGACAGAAGCAAACCGCAACUAUCUGCAAAUCACAGGUGACGAUGCGGGUGUCGAGAUGCUCCCUGAUGGCACGCUUGCUGCCAUUUGUCCAGACGACUACUUCUGGCUUUCUCCGACCUGCCGCGAAGACUCGACUCGGUGCGUGCCCUACGUUACUGGUGGCACGGGCUGGGGUCUGGAUGAUUUGAUGCAAAAGGUUACUAGCUAUGACAUGCCUGUCGCCGUCGGGGUUGCAAGAUCAUGGUCGACACUACCUCGACAGGUCAAUGUUUUCUUUUAUUGGUGGGUUCCAGAUACUACGUUCUUGGAUCUUGAUCCGGUCGAUAUCGUGUUUCCUCCAUAUGACUUCCGUGCCUACACCAAUGGUGACAAGCGCACUGUGGCUGCAUCGUCCGCAAUUGCCAAGAUCGUCAGCCAGGACUUGGUGACUUUAGCGCCCUCGGUGGAAGACCUCGUGCGCAACUUGCGAUUGGGCCUUAACGAUGUCAUGAACAUGCUGAAGGACAUGCAGGACACCGGGGACUCCUAUGCGACUGUGGCCUGUCGCUGGUUAGAGUCGAACCCUAGCUGGCAGGAUUGGCUGCCGGACCGCACAAAGUGCUCCCCUGGCUUCGGCCUCUACGACACGACGCAAGAUACCUUUAUUGGCACACGUGCAGACCCGACCUUCCUGGAGUGCCGUGCUUGUGUGUCCGGAAGAUAUUCAGCUCGCUUGCAUGACGCCACAGGCAUUACCCAUGUGUGCGAGUUCUGUGCACCUGGAAGCAGCCAAGCAUCGGGUGCAGCUUUGCAGUGCGAACUGUGCCAGCUUGGGAAGUCACAGAAUAACUCUGGCAGUCAAGAGUGUAAUCGCUGCAAAAUCGGUGAGUACCAGGAUGAGCCAGGUUCCAGCAACUGCAAGCCUUGCUCAGGUGGCACGACCCUAGGUUUGGGCUCCUUUACACUUCAGGACUGUGGCUGCCCGAGGGGCUUUAUUGAUGCUUCGGAUAGCACCGCGAACCUGAGCUGCAUGGAGUGCGGGGAAGGCUUGGACUGUCCGGCGCUCGCCACGCUCCAGGGACUUCGGUCCGGCAGCUCGAACCUUGGCCCACAGUUUGUGGCGAGCAUCCUUCCCGGAUUCUACAGCAGCAUGGCGGAGCCGCUGGACCUGUAUCGCUGCGUCGAGGCUGCUACAGGCACGCGCUGUCCGGGUGGCAUACCCGCAACUUGUACGGGACUACUGAACGACACGGCCUGCACCGAUUGCCCCAGCGGAAGGCACUGGGACAGGUCUGAGGGACAGUGCGAGGAGUGCACGCCCUGGCAGCAACUAGGCUGGAUCCUCGCAGUCGCAGUGAUGUUGGCUGGCCUGGUCACGGUCUACUACAUGAUGACUGCUCAAAAAACGGCCAAGGCCUCCGUGCUAUUUACAACGACAUGUGCAUUUAGCAUGACCAUCUCGUCGCUACAAUCCGUCGGCAUCAUUGGGACGAUGACCGUUCGAGUUCCCGAAGGUUUGAAAGACAUCUAUGCAUUUCUUCAGGUAUUUCUGCUGGACUUUGAUAACUUUGCUUUCAGCUGCGUCGCAGGUGGUUCGGCCCCGGCUCGCUACAUCGUGUCGGUCCUUGUCUUCCCGGGUGCUGUGUGCUGGCUCGUGAGCUGCCACUACACAUCGAAGCUCCUCCCUAAGAGGCUCCGCUGGGAAGGCAGCAAGACGAAAAGCACGAUUGGAGCCUUGCUACAGCUUGCGUUCAGCACGAUGAGUACCAUUUCCAUGGCACCGAUGAUGUGCUUCAGUCACCCGAAUGGCGUCUUCAGCCUCUUGAAGUACCCCAGCAUCACUUGCGGCACAGAGGAUCACGCCGUCAUGCUAAUCUGCGGCCUGUUGCUCCUCUUGGUGGGCGUCAUGGGCUUCCUGGCAGUCUGCACCUAUGCCGUGAUCGUGGUGCCGAGAUGGAGCAGGAAUGGGCAGCACGCCAAUGUGAAAGCCUUCAGAUUCCUCCUUUUCCGCUUUCGGCUGGAUUCCUGGUGGUUUGGAGUGCUGUUGCUGUUACGGGGUCCACUGAUGUCGCUCCCCAUCGCGCUGGCGACGGACUAUCCGCCUGUCCAAGUCAUGUCUGUCAUGCUCGUGUUUAUGGUCAUACUGAUCAUCCAGGCAAAUGCUUGGCCAUGGAAGGUGCCGCUUCUGAACGUGCUGGAUUGCUUCAUCGGCUUCUGCAUUACAAUGCUUGUGGCCUCGAACUCAUUGUACUUAGGCGCUCUCGAGGGUAGCAUGAAAGACUUCGCCGAUGGAGUGGGUUCCGUGAUCAUGGGCAUGAUGGGAGCAGCCGUAACCCUGCUCUUCGUGAUGACCGUCAGCGCGUUGACCUUCCCGGCGGCCCUUGGCGGGCAGCAGGAGCUCAUCGCCUUCAACCUCCAGAGGAAGAAGCUGGGUGCUAUCCUGGCUUUGGUGAACGUGCAGCUCUUCGCUUUGGGGGAUGGUGAGGAACUUGUCUUUGAUGUCAAAUGCAUCACCCAGUUUUUGUUUGGAGCGGUUGAGAAGCUGAUGUCGUUCGCCCAACUCUUCGUAUUAGAAGAUCCGCAGUUGAUCAUUGGCGAUCAGUCGCAGACAAAGCUUGGCCAGAACACGACAAGAACUGUGGAUCCAGGAAACGGCUGCAGCUCGUCGCCGCACAUGCAUGAGAUCUCCAACCCAACACUUGCCAGGUCAUGCGGCAAGGCCUCUGUUGAAGCAGGGUGCAGUUGGGGGCAGGUGUUGGUGACGGCAUGCCAUAGGACGCCGGCGCCCACCCUCCUCGCAGAAACUCUGCAGUUCAUGUCGGCAAAGCUUGCAGAAACGGAUCGGGCAGGACUGGUGAAGGCGUUGUCGGCGAUGGGCAUCUACGAUAACAAGUUGCUGCUGGCAUCGGUGUCUUUGCUGGGCACAGAGGUCGUCCCGUCCGAUGCCGACGAAUUUGCAAAGAGGCAUCCGAAAGGCAUGGACAGGGAUGCAUGUUUGUGGCAGAUCGACUCCUGCAGGUACUGCUUCCGGAUAGGCUCCAGUUCCUUUGCACCACCGACACCGUCCCAGAGCCCCCCUGCGAAGAACGCGCCGACCAGCAGAGCCACAGAGACGGCGGAGGCAAGCGAGGACCUACCUGGAACCAAUGCCCGAGCAGCCGAGGAGCCAGGUUUGGCCAACACGGACAUGCCCGGUGAAGGUUUGGGUUCAAGAUUGGGUCCUUCACUGUGCGAGAACACGCAGCAGGCGUACAUUUAG